Messenger RNA from Somion occarium, 1974 nucleotides. Lineage: Eukaryota; Fungi; Basidiomycota; Agaricomycetes; Polyporales; Cerrenaceae. The record is from the annotation of a GenBank genome assembly.
GACGCAGACGGUCGUCGCAAACGAUUCUCAGCCUCACUUUCAACUUGUUCUUGUUCACGUCUUGUUUACGAUCGUCAUCUUCUAAUCUUCGUCUACACAGUCUCUAUUGCAUGGCCUCUUCGUCGGCAUUGCUGGCGUCGCCAACGGAGAGCAUUAUACCCUCAGCCUCGCUGCAACCCUCAAUUACUCCAAGCAUAGAUCCCGUACCUGCUCAUCAUGCCAACGCAGUCGUGGCUUUCAUAAUUGGCCUUGCCAUCGUUACCCUUGCUUCUAUCCUAAAUGCUGCUGGCUUGAAUUUGACGAAAUUAGAUCAUGUUCGAACAAGUGCUAUUCCCAAGGCUUCGCGGCGGAGAGACUGGCUUCGUCCACUAUGGCUUCUUGGAAUGAUUCUAUACAUCUUGUCUCAACUGAUAGGGAGUACCCUCGCACUCGAGUAUAUGCGUGCCGAAUACGUCGCACCGCUUGGCUCGACGUCACUCAUAUUCAACUUCCUCUUCGCGAAGUUUCUUGUGAACACUCCUGUUACUAUGACUGAUAUAUGGGGAACUAUCAUUGUCAUCAUCGGCGUUAUUGGUAUCGUGGCUUUUGGCUCUAUCAACAGCGGAUUCAGUUCAGAAACCAAUGCGUCGCAUUUGUCCUAUCUGUGGAAACGCGGCAAUUGGCUGGGAUACUUCUUCUUUAUGACAUUUGCCCUCAUCGCACUUUACAUCUUCACAUCUCAGCUUGAUGCCGUGUUGACUGCGCGUUCUGAUCUUAGCGCAUCUCCAUCUGGUGGAAUUGGCGCACGUAGACCCGGAACUAGAUGGGUCGGCAAGAUCCUAGGACUGUGGAAUUACUUCAUGUCCCGGAUCAGAGAGUAUCUUGAGAUUUGGACAGCUCCACACGAUGAUAAGUGGGUUGCUUGGACGCUCGGCAUCUGUUGGGCAUGUUGUGGUGGCGGACUCGCGGGUGGCUGCUUGGUCUUUGCCAAAGCUGCCGUGAAGCUUAUUUCUGGGAGCCUCUCACAUGAGAAUACUGGGAACCAGUUUGGGCAGGCCUCCUCAAUAUUCACAUUCAUAUUUCUGGCCAUCACGGCCGUUGCCCAAAUCAUCUGCCUGAACCGUGGUCUUAAGGUGUACGAUUCAACUCUUGUAGUGCCUGUAUUUUACGGCGUUUACACGGCAGCAGGGUUCUUGAAUUCAUUGAUAUUCAACGACGAAGUAGACGCGUACCAGUCUUGGACACUUUUCCUGAUUUUCGUCUCCAUUCUUAUCUUGGUUUCCGGCGUUGUCCUUCUCACACACAAAAAGCCCGACCCUGCGGGGGCUCAUGGCACUCCUCCGGGCUCAGCGAGCGGAACCACUUUUGUGGCGAUGGCUCGGGCACGAAGGCGUACUAAGCGUAAAUCCGCCAAGGAUCUCAAGGACUCGGAUGAAGGCGAAUCCCUGCGAGAUCUGGAGGAGGGUGAAGACGCCGACGAAGUCGUAUGGCAACUUGGGGAGGCCAGUGAUGACGAAGAAGAAGGUUUUGUCCCUCGCAGUCAAGGUUUGGGGGAGACGCAUGGGGAAGGAGAGCGUGAACGAAUGAUUGCCAACCACGACCACGGAGACGAAGACCUCCGCAGAGCGUCAACAUCGUCAGAUGCGACUUUGGCACGACCAGAGGCUGAAGGCAGUGGAGAUGAGUUUGGGAAGUGGGGGUUAGGAAAGACGUCGAGACCGUGACAAGUCGGAAUUAUGCGAGGAGGUAGCAUGGUGCUACCCCCCUAGACAUCAUCUAUAGUGUAUCAUCAGGUAUGAGUUGGACCAUCUAAUUCCCGGUAGCUAAUCAUCCCGACUAUAACUUAUUCCGACAUCCCACGCACCUAUUCAACUUAAAUGCUCUGCAUUGCGGAAAUUGUGUGUUCUCGAGAAACGUAUUCCAUGACAGGGCCAUUCUAGAAUCAAUCCUCAAGGUUGUUCUACCCGCCCGAUGCAUGAGGUGGACAACUAUCUG